This is a messenger RNA of Saprolegnia parasitica CBS 223.65, 825 nucleotides long. RefSeq lists its product as hypothetical. NCBI's taxonomy places the organism in Eukaryota, Oomycota, Saprolegniomycetes, Saprolegniales, Saprolegniaceae. The transcript has 2 exons. Bases 10 to 792 code for a protein of 260 amino acids. The record is from RefSeq and is a predicted model, not a curated record.
ACACAGCAAAUGACGACGUCGCCAGCGUCCAUGGUGGCUGCCAUGACCGCGACCGCGCGCCAGGCGAUGCACACGCUCGGCCUCGACACGGAAGACAUGUCGACGCCGGCGUCAACAGUCGGCGCCUUGGAUGCCGCCGUGCGCAACGCGAUGAAGGCAUGUGGCCUGUACGAGCGCACGCGAUCCGCCAGCAAGCGACCGUACCUCGCCGACAUGGCGCCGCCGCUGAGCCUCACGGGGUGCAUCGUCGCGGCCACGCUGGCUGCCGGCACGGUGGCCAUCGGCUACCACUUGACGGACGACGCCGAGAAGGCCAAGGUGGAUGUAUCGCCCAAGACCGUCGGCUUUUGGGCGUCGCGGGCAGCAAGCAUCGUGGCGGUCAAGCGCCUUCUCGAGCUCAGCGCGCUAAAGUGCCUUGGGCCGCGCAUCACAGACAAGCUUACCAAGGACAUUGGCGAGUCGGCGCUGCGCAAGGCCGCAUCGCUCGCCCACCCGGGCGCCCCCGCUGUGCGUAUCCUGUACACGGCGGCGGCAGGUGUCGUCUUGACGCACGUCGCGGUCUUUAGCGUGGACUUGGUCAUCGGCUUGGUGCAGUACUACGCGCGCGGCAACACCAUGGCGCCGCUCCCAAUGAUGCUGCGUGGCCUCAAGGAGAUGAUGAACGCCACCUACAACGCGAUGCUGAGCGCAUACCUUGGAACGAUUCUGCUUUCGCCUGGGCUUGGCACGGAUGCGAUGAUUCUCAUGUGGCGGCAACGCGACCCGACCACAGCGUUUCUCUACCUCUUGUGAGGUACCUUGUACUGCAUGCAACGAUCGAACCGG